CUGGCAGUGGCCUCUGCUCCGUCUGCCUACCGCUCUCUUGCUGUGCCCACACUGCUGGCCUCCGGCCCAAGCCGCCUGAUCUGCCCCAGAAGAAUGGCAGCUCUCCGAAUACUGUGGAUGGGGCUGCUUUUCCUGGGGGCCCUGGGGUUCCUGCACACCUCAGCCCAGGACCAGGACUCUGUGCAGCCCAACUUCCAACAGGACAAGUUCCUGGGGCGCUGGUUCGUCGCCGGCCUUGCCUCCAAUUCGAGCUGGUACCGGGAGAAGAAAAAGACGCUGUUUAUGUGCAGGGCGGAGGUAAUCCCUUCUGAGGGCGGCGGCCUCAACGUCACCUCCACCUUACUCAGGAAAAACCAGUGUAAGACCGAGACCUUGCUGCUGGAGCCCGCGCAGAAACCAGGACUGUACACCUACAAUAGUCCCCAUGGGGGCAGUGCCCACAUUGUCUCAGUAGUGGAGACCAACUACGAUCAGUAUGCACUUCUGUACAGCAAGGGCACCAAGGGCCUUGGCCAGGACUUCCACAUGGCUACCCUUUACAGCCGAACCCAGAAUGUAGGGGCUGAGCUAAAGGACAAAUUCUCCACCUUUUGCAAGGCCCGGGGCUUCACAGAGGAUGAAAUUGUUUUCCUGCCCCAGCCUGAUAAGUGCAUUCAAGAAUAGGUGAGAGAGGUCAAGCAAUGGGCUGGCUUCACUGGGUCAGAGGACUCUUCACUGGUGCCAUUUGCUGAGCCAAGGAG
This is a messenger RNA of Jaculus jaculus (lesser Egyptian jerboa), 740 nucleotides long. It is a transcript of the gene Ptgds, whose product is annotated as prostaglandin D2 synthase. NCBI's taxonomy places the organism in Eukaryota, Metazoa, Chordata, Mammalia, Rodentia, Dipodidae. Bases 94 to 663 code for a protein of 189 amino acids. Gene Ontology annotation, molecular function: small molecule binding. The transcript has 7 exons. The record is from RefSeq and is a predicted model, not a curated record.